AUGACUUCGGCUUUGAAAUCGGCUUCUCUCCGGAGCUUCAAUUUCUCCUCUUUACGCUCAGCUUCAAUUACUGUACGCUUCAAUCAAGUCCGCAAGAUGGCGACCAAUCCGCGGGAUCCGAAUACCGUGAGUAACUACAACAACUGGCGUUCUACCCACAUCACCGCCAAUUUCGAUAUUUUGUUCGACCAAAAGAAGCUGGUGGGCAAUGUUGUUCAUCAAUUCAAGUCCAUCACCAAUGCCGAGUCUCGCGAGAUUAUCCUGGAUACUAGCCAUCUCGACAUCGCCACCGUCAAGGUGAAUGGCCAGCCAUCCAAGUGGGAGUUGCUGCCCCCGCUGGAACCCUUCGGAGUUCCGUUGAAGAUCAGCCUUGAGCAAGGUGUCGAGCUAGAUGGCACCGUUGAGGUUGACAUUGCCGUGAAAACAACCGACAAGUGCACGGCGCUGCAAUGGUUGACUCCAGCGCAAACCUCGAACAAGAAGCAUCCGUAUAUGUUCUCUCAAUGCCAAGCCAUCCAUGCCCGGUCUAUCUUCCCUUGUCAGGAUACCCCGGAUGUGAAGAGCACCUUUGAUUUCAACAUUACUUCCCCUCUUCCGGUCAUGACCAGUGGUCUGCCGAUUCGCGAAUCCUCGGAGUCCAAGUCCGAGCACAAGCUGUAUCGAUUCCACCAGUCGGUGCCAAUUCCCAGCUAUCUCUUCGCCGUCGCUAGUGGAGACGUUUCUGAGGCCCCCAUUGGACCCCGAAGUGUGGUUGCUACCAGCCCUGACAAGCUGGAUGAAUGUAAAUGGGAGCUCGAAGCUGAUACCGAGAACUUCAUCACCACGAUCGAGAAAAUCGUCUACCCCUAUGCAUGGGGCGAAUACAAUGUCUUGAUUUUGCCGCCCAGCUUCCCCUAUGGUGGCAUGGAGAACCCCAUCUUCACUUUCGCAACCCCAAGCAUCAUCUCCAAGGAUCGUGAAAACAUCGAUGUCAUUGCGCAUGAACUGGCCCACAGUUGGAGCGGUAACCUCGUCACCAAUGCCUCUUGGGAGCAUUUCUGGCUGAACGAAGGUUGGACCGUUUAUCUCGAGAGACGUAUUCUGGCUGCUAUGUAUGUCUAUGAGACUCUUGUCUCUCUCAAAUGUUAUGCUAACUAUCAUAGUCACGGCGAAGCGUACCGCCACUUCUCGGCCAUCAUUGGAUGGAAGUCUCUGACUGAUUCUGUGGAGCACUUUGGCAAUGACCACGAGUUCACUAAACUUAUUGUGGAUCUGAAGGGUAAGGACCCCGACGAUGCAUUCUCCAGCAUCCCUUACGAGAAGGGCUUCAACUUCCUGUUCUACCUUGAGAACCUUGUUGGAAAGCCCAAGUUUGACAAAUUCAUUCCUCACUACUUCACAACUUUCAAGUGCAAGUCUUUGGACUCGUAUGAGUUCAAGGCCACCAUCUUGGACUUCUUCCAGUCGGAUGCCGAAGCAUCCAAGCUCUUGAACGAUCUAGACUGGGACAAGUGGUUCUAUGCACCGGGCUUGCCGCCCAAGCCAAGCUUUGACACUUCGCUUGUGGACGUUGUCUAUGAGCUUUCCAAGAAAUGGCAGUCCCUUCCCGGGUCUUCCUUCAAGCCUCAAGCCAGCGAUAUUGAGGGUUUGACCGCAAAUCAACUGGUUGUCUUCCUGGAACAGAUGCUCCUGCUGGAGAAGCCGCUCAGUCCGGAGAUCUCCAAAUUGAUGGGCGAAGUCUACGGUUUGUCCAAGAGUGAAAACAUUGAGGUUUCCAACCUCUAUUUCCAGGUCGGCAUGAAGGCUGGAGAUGACAGCGUCAUUGAACCGACCACUGAGUUGCUCGGCCGCAUCGGUCGCAUGAAGUUUGUGCGACCUCUCUUCCGCAACCUUCAAAAGAUUAACCGCCCUGUUGCCCUCGAAACUUUCGAGAAGUACAAGGACUUCUACCACCCUAUCUGCCGCGGCAUGGUAGAAAAGGACCUCUUUGGCAAGAAAGACAACUAA
Messenger RNA from Penicillium antarcticum, 1986 nucleotides. Its product is annotated as bifunctional aminopeptidase/epoxide hydrolase. Bases 1 to 1986 code for a protein of 661 amino acids. Gene Ontology annotation, cellular component: cytosol. Gene Ontology annotation, molecular function: metallopeptidase activity; zinc ion binding; aminopeptidase activity. The record is from RefSeq and is a predicted model, not a curated record. Lineage: Eukaryota; Fungi; Ascomycota; Eurotiomycetes; Eurotiales; Aspergillaceae. The transcript is spliced from 9 exons. Gene Ontology annotation, biological process: proteolysis.